This is a messenger RNA of Rhinolophus ferrumequinum (greater horseshoe bat), 7858 nucleotides long. It is a transcript of the gene ITGB8, whose product is annotated as integrin subunit beta 8. The transcript has 14 exons. Gene Ontology annotation, molecular function: integrin binding. The record is from RefSeq and is a predicted model, not a curated record. Lineage: Eukaryota; Metazoa; Chordata; Mammalia; Chiroptera; Rhinolophidae. Gene Ontology annotation, biological process: cell migration; integrin-mediated signaling pathway; cell adhesion mediated by integrin. The coding region runs from base 675 to 2978 and encodes 767 amino acids. Gene Ontology annotation, cellular component: cell surface; integrin complex; focal adhesion.
GAGCCGCCUCCCCCGGCUGCUGGCACCCGGAGCUUCCUUCCUCGCCAACCAGGACGCUGCCACUUUGACUUUGCCCGCUGUUCAGCUAACGAGGCUGCAAAGCAACUAAGUGGAGUUGGCCUCCCUGCCCACCUGUGGAAGAAGCUCGAGCUGAUUGAUGUCCCAUCGACUUUUUUUUUCCCCUUCAGCCUCGCCGGCGUCCCCUCCCACAGAUACAGCAUCACUCAGUGAAUGUACCACUAGGCUGGUUUUUCCCCCUCGCUUCGGGCUUUGUUUGGGUUUGAUUGUGUUUGGCUCUUCGUUAAGCUGAUUUAUGCAGCAGAAUUCCCAUCGGCUGGGGAGAAACAAAAGCUCUUUUCUUUGUCCCAGAGCGGGCUGCGUAGCCAUCGCUCGCGUCGCCGCCCCAGGCCAUUGGCCGUCGGAGGAGGUGCUUCUCGCGGAGAUUUCGGGACCCUCUGUGCCGAGCUUGGAGGGCCAAGGGGCCCUGAAAUGCCGAGCGGUGCCCGGGCCAGCGUACUUUCACCGCUUGCUCCGAGCCGCGGGGUCCGCCUGCCAGGCCUCCUGGAAACGUCCUAGCGACGCUUGGUCCGCGGGCCCCGAGGUGCGCCCGGGAGGCACAAGCGCGCACCCGGAGAGCAGCCAGUUGGAGGACGCGGUGCGGGCUGCUUUGCAUUAUGUGCCGCUCGGCCCUGGCUUUUUUUACUGCCGCAUUUGUCUGCCUGCAAAACUGCCGGCCAGGUCCUGCCCCAUUUCUCCGGGCGGCCUGGGUAUUUUCAGUUGUUCUUGGACUGAGCCAAAGUGAGAACAAUAGAUGUGCGUCCUCCAAUGCUGCGUCCUGCGCCAGGUGCCUUGCGCUGGGUCCAGAAUGUGGAUGGUGUGCUCAAGAGGAUUUCACUUCAGGUGGAACAAGGAGUGAACGUUGUGAUAUUGUUUCCAAUUUAAUAAGCAAAGGCUGCUCGAUUGAUUCAAUAGAAUACCCAUCUGUGCAUGUAAUACCAAGUGAAAAUGAAAUUAAUACCCAGGUGACACCAGGAGAAGUGUUGAUCCAGCUGCGCCCAGGAGCUGAAGCUAAUUUUAUGUUGAAAAUUCAUCCUCUGAAGAAAUAUCCUGUGGAUCUUUAUUAUCUGGUUGAUGUCUCGGCAUCAAUGCACAAUAAUAUUGAAAAAUUAAAUUCCGUUGGAAAUGACUUAUCUAGAAAAAUGGCAUUUUUCUCCCGUGACUUCCGUCUUGGAUUUGGCUCAUACGUUGAUAAAACAGUUUCACCAUACAUUAGCAUCCACCCAGAAAGGAUUCAUAAUCAAUGCAGUGACUACAAUUUAGACUGUAUGCCUCCCCAUGGAUAUAUCCAUGUGCUGUCUUUGACGGAGAAUAUCACUGAGUUUGAAAAAGCGGUUCACAGACAGAAGAUCUCUGGAAAUAUAGAUACACCUGAAGGAGGUUUUGAUGCCAUGCUUCAGGCAGCUGUCUGUGAGAGUCAUAUUGGAUGGAGAAAAGAAGCUAAAAGAUUGCUGCUGGUGAUGACAGAUCAGACAUCUCAUCUUGCUCUUGAUAGCAAAUUGGCAGGCAUAGUGGUGCCAAAUGAUGGAAACUGCCAUCUGAAAAACAAUGUCUACGUCAGAUCAACAAGCAUGGAACAUCCCUCGCUAGGCCAACUUUCAGAAAAGUUAAUAGAAAACAACAUUAAUGUCAUCUUUGCAGUUCAAGGAAAACAGUUUCAUUGGUAUAAGGACCUUCUACCCCUCUUGCCUGGCACCAUUGCUGGUGAAAUAGAAUCAAAGGCUGCAAACCUCAACAAUUUGGUAGUAGAAGCCUAUCAGAAACUUAUUUCAGAAGUGAAAGUUCAGGUGGAAAACCAGAUAGAAGGCGUCUAUUUAAACAUUACUGCCAUCUGUCCAGAUGGGACCAGAAAGCCAGGCACAGACGGAUGCAGAAACGUGACAAGCAAUGACGAAGUUCUUUUCAAUGUAACAGUUAUAAUGGAAAGAUGUGAUGUCACAAGAGGAAAAAGCUAUGCAGUAAUCAAACCUAUUGGUUUCAAUGAAACCACUAAAAUUCAUAUACACAAAAACUGCAGCUGUCAGUGUGAGGACAGCAGCGCACCUAAAAGAAAGUGUGUUGAUGAAACUUUUCUGGAUUCCAAGUGUUUCCAGUGUGAUGAGAAUAAAUGUCAUUUUGAUGAAGAUCAAUUUUCUUCUGAGAGUUGCAAGUCACACGAGGAUCAACCUGUUUGCAGUGGUCGAGGAGUUUGUAUGUGUGGGAAAUGUUUGUGUCACAGAAUUAAGCUUGGGAAAGUAUAUGGAAAAUACUGUGAAAAGGAUGACUUUUCUUGUCCGUAUCACCACGGAAAUCUGUGUGCUGGGCAUGGAGAGUGUGAAGCGGGCAGAUGCCGGUGCUUCAGUGGCUGGGAAGGGGAUCGGUGCCAGUGCCCAUCCACAUCCGCCCAGCACUGUGUCAACCCCAAGGGCCAAGUGUGCAGUGGAAGAGGCACAUGUGUCUGCGGCAGGUGUGAGUGCACCGAUCCCAGGAGCAUUGGCCGCUUCUGUGAACACUGCCCCACGUGUCACACAACCUGCAACGAAAACUGGAAUUGUGUGCAAUGUCUUCACCCUCACAAUCUGUCUCAAGUUAUACUUGAUCGAUGUAAAACCUCAUGUGCUUUCAUGGAACAGCAUUAUGUGGACCAGGCGUCAGAAUGUUUCUCUAGCCCAAGCUACUUGAGGAUAUUUUUCAUCAUUUUCAUAGUUACAUUCUUGAUUGGGUUGCUUAAAGUCCUUAUUAUUAGACAGGUGAUAUUACAAUGGAAUAGUAAUAAAAUAAAGUCCUCAGCAGAUUACAGGGUGUCAGCCUCAAAAAAGGACAAGUUGAUCCUGCAAAGUGUUUGCACAAGAGCAGUAACCUACCGACGUGAGAAACCUGAAGAAAUAAAAAUGGAUAUCAGCAAAUUAAAUGCUCAUGAAACUUUCAGGUGCAACUUCUAAAAAGAUAAAAAGUACUUUAUGGGAAACUGGAUUUUUAAUAAUUGCUCCUAAAAAUUAUAAUUUUAGAAGUCACAGGAGGAGACAGAUUGUUCCAGAUCGUGCCAGCUGCUGGUUGUCGACUUGAAUGAAGACUGACAAGCGUCCUCAUCACCAUGUGACUCACAUCGCUGCUGAAUUUUUCAGAGAAAAAAUGUGUCUUACUACUGUUUGAGACUAGUGUCAUUGUAGCACUUUACUGUAAUAUAUAACUUAUUUAGGUCAGCAUAGAAUGUAGAUCAUCUGAAGAGCACUGAUUACACUUUACAGGUACCUGCCAUUCCGAUGCUUCCCAGAGAGACGCAAUGCUGAGACAGUUUGGGCAUUGUAUCACUACAAGGGUACAGUAAUCCCCGCAUGGAACAUGCAAAGGAUAACAAUAAUUAAGGCAGUUAUACUAAUGUUGCCAAACACUUCAAUAAUUGGCAGUGAAUAGACAAGAAUAGCCAGAUAAAUAAAUGGUUAGUGUUUCACUCAUGCAAGAGGUGAAGAGAUGAAACCUUAAAUCUUGAGGGAUAUUGCUUUUGAAACUGAGUUGUUUUAUGCGUGUGGUUUGUUUUCUUCUUUUGACAAGAUGGAUACUAAAUCCAAUGUUCUCUCCUCUUUGCUUUUAUAUUUUGGUUUUCUUUCUUAUAGGAUAAGUUUAUGUCACAGAUGACUGGAUUAAAUAAGUGCUAAGUUACUACUGCCAUAAAAACCUAAUACAAUGUCACUUUAUUAGAAUACUGGUUUUAAAAGCUGAAUGUUUAAUAAGGGACACUUUUAUUUCACAUCAAAAUUUGAGCAGCUUCCUUGUUUGCAGAUGUGGAGUUUUAUAUCUUCUUACCUGGUAAACUGGAUGGAUGUUUCACCAUUUCAUUUAGCUAAUCGUCACGUUAAAAUUCACAAGAUAUUUAGAAACUCUGCCUCAAACAAACUGCCACACUUUUGACUACAUUUUCUCAGAUAUUUACUCCAAGUAGCUCUUAGCAUUUUUCAAAUUAAAAGCUAUAUUACUUUUGUCCUUCCAUGAAUCCUAAGGAUAUUAUUUCCCUGUAUCACUUCGACACCACUUGCCAGAAUUCUAAAAGUCUGCAACUGAAGGAGGACAGACAGUAUCUGAGCAAUAAGCUAAUUAACUCACCCUUUUAGUUAGUCAGGGAAACAAGACUCAGCAAGUUUAAAUGAUUUCUCAGAAACCUUCCCAGUGAUUAGGUGGCAGCAUUCAACGAGAACUCCUACCUUCUUAUUGACAGACUAGUGUUCAUUGUAUAAUAUCAUUCUACCUCUUGAGUCUUUGAAAUAUCCAAUUGGCAAGUAUUGUGAAAUGGGAUUUACUGAAAUCUUAAGUAUAUGGGCAUGAGAAAAUUUCAAAGCAAAGCAGAAAAGAGUAAUUCAAACUGAACUGGCCGUGACUGGCUUCCAAUCUUUCCUGCUAAUCAACUUCGAGGAGCUAACUACAGGGAAACCCAUUCGCACCUUAGCCUGUGUGAACAGCACUCCCUAGAGUUGUGCAGAGCUCAGCCCCAGAGAUUGAUACAGAGACCAUGAGCUUUUUACCUUCCCCAAUGGAAAAUUCUUCACAGUUACCAUAUCCCUACAGACUUAGUCUGGUUUUACUGGCUAGAAGUCCAACAGUUCUGUGUGCAGUACAAAGCUUUGCCUAUGACAACAAUGUCUUCUUAUAAUUAACUUCCCAGAUUUGCUGUCUUCCAGCACUUGAGUUAAGCAUAGAUAUUUGCAUUUCAAUGAAGACAAACCCUCACCCCAUAUUCUACCCUAAGGAGCAUUUUAAAACAGGUUGUUCUGGAGCCAACAGACAGAGCAGCUCCAUUAGCCGGCCCCUAAAGCCAAGCAAUUAGGACUCUAAGUUGAACUGUAUUUCCUUCCCUAGAUGAGACUGGGGACAUAGAUAGAAUUCAGUACUGUGACUCACUUGUGUAAGAUGCCCUCGAUCACCAAGGAUAAUGUAAAAAUCGUAUCGCAGCCUGCCUGUCACAGAGCAUCCUUCCUUAACAGGAAAAUAAGUGGAUACUUGACAGACUCCCAAGAGGAAAAAGAAGAAAUUAUCCAUUUAUUCAAAUGCUGACAAUUUAAAAAAAGAACAUUACGAUGUUCAUAAACUAAUUUUCAUGUGGAAUGAAUUACCUGAAAAAGCAUAAUAAAAUGAAACCCCUAAAAAUUCAGGGUUUUCUAUUUUUACACUCUCAUUAGUUUGCACUAAUUUAUAAUGGACCGAGGCUGUUAUCACAGGAAGGAACAAACUUCCUGAUAGGCAGUCCAAUGCUAAAUGAUGACUGUCAUUAUGCUUGUGAUGUCUUGUGCUUUCUUUUUUUACUUAAAAAUCUAAUUCUUAAGGAUUUUAGAGCUUAUAUUUUACUUGAAUAAUUGAUAUUUUCUUGUAUAAUGGCUUGUGAGAAGAGAAUUAAUAUUUGUCAAGUUAGAAUUAAUAAAAGGUAAGGGAAAACAGGGUAUUCUUAAAGUAAAUAAUAUUUGUAAAUAGAGCCUAUUUUCAACUAAUAUGACCACAGGAGCCUUUUGAGAUUCACUGACGUUAAACACAAAUAAUGAAAUUUUAAAUGGUUAACAAAGAACUUGACCACUUUUGGUACGACAGCAUUUCUGUGACCUAAAGUAUAUAAUGAUUUAGAAAUGUGCCAUACACACACUACAAUAUAACUGUAUGCAUGUUAUUUCUCUGGGGAUAUCUUUACACUGCAGUGUACAUGGAUUUAUAAGCAUUUGAUAUCUUUUUUAAAUUUAUGAAUAUUUAUAAACUCAUAGAUAUUCUCCAUAGGACUCAAAAGUUCACCAAAAAUCUGAUUAUGUCCUAAAUGUUCAAUGUAGCGUUGGUUAGUAACGAUUAAAGAAAUCUAAAGUUAAACAGAAUAGAUUUCUCUAGAGGCGAAUUUUUCAAAACUCAUAAUUAAAAAUAGUGCAUGCAUCAGAUGCAACACUUCACUGAAGAAUAAAUUCCAAAUAUUUUAAAUAUAUACUUAAUCUUCAUUGAAGAUAUUCUUAUGUAUGACAACAGGUAUCCAUGAGACAAUGAAAUAUUUUUAUGACAGACUAUGAAAAUUUUUCUUCAUAGAAUUAUAUUCCUCCAGGUACCUAGUAUAGCAAAUUAGACUUAAUGGCUUUUACUUCCUUUCCUUACUCCUGUUUUUUUCCGCUCAGUUUUCUUAAGGGACUGCCCUAAAACUUCAAACUCAAUAAGCCUAAUUGUGAAAAAAUAACCAAAUGUAAUGGUAUUAUGUUCUUCGUUUCCAAACAUCCUUAAUGAUUUUAAAACUCAUUUGAAUCUAUGCACCGAGAACAAAGACAGACCCUUUAAAAACUAAGAAUUUAAAAUUUUCACAACUCUUAGAGAUUCUUUCAGUUUGAAAGCAUUUGAGAGCUAUAUAUUUUAAUAAAAGUUUCAAGUGAAACAUAGCUAUGUGGGAGUUCAAGCAUAUGCAUAUUGUAUUUAGUAUUAUUUACUUUUAACAUUUAAUUUAUGACUACCCUUAUCAAUAUUGACCUUAAGAAUUCCAUUUCAUACAAUGCAAACCAAAAUGUAUUUUCAAAGAAAUAUAGAACUACUAGCAUUCUUUCAGAUCACUUCCCUUUUCUACUUUCUUUAUGAAAAAUUUAUUAUGGAUAACUGGUUAUACAUAUUUAUAUUUCAUUGAUUAUGAGCCAUCCACUUUUUCAUGUGACAUCUCUGAAAUUGUGAUGUAUCUUGAAAUCAUUGGCAUGUUAAAAGCCGUGUUGAAAGUUGUGCUUGAAUAAAUAUUACACUAAUUCAUUUUUAAUUAAAUGUUCAUGGGUAUAGGCACAUUCCUUUCUUAAAAAUAUUUGAGAAUUCAUUUGAUAACAUAUGAGCCAGUUUUCAGGACAAUUGAAUCACAUACGGUUCAACCUGGAACCUGACUCUGAUUAUGAGCUCAGAUCCUGCACACCUGUACGUUACUAAAGCUCUUUUAGCCUCCUGUUUACACUUUAUACUAGUGUCUAUGAUUUCUGCAAACCCUAACUUAGCUGACAAGAAUGAUUUGGUUUUUCCCAGUUUUGUUAACAAAUUUUUAUUCUUUCUAUUCCUUUGAAAAUAAUACUUUUACAAUAUCAUCUCGUUUUUAAACAGAAUUAACUGGAAGGAUAUUACAAGAAACCAUUAUAAUUAGAUUUUGCAGAAUUUUGUAUGUCUUAUGUCAACAACAGGAGAAAUAUAUAAUACAACCAAUCAGUGCUGUAGGAAAAAAACCUUUCCCUUUGAGUCCUAUUUUUUUAUUCUUCUUUAACAUUCUUGUUCUUUUUAUUGUUUUCUUUGCCUCUGAUAAAUUUGCCUUCAGGCCCAUGUAAUGACUGUCAUGAAACCAUGUAUUUAAAUUAUUAGAUUUAUAUUAAACAAUUGUUCAGCUAUCUGGGCAGCUGUUAAUGAAAUACCUGAGAGUAACAACACUACUCUUUUAUCUACCUGUAAUAUUUUCCUGCAUAAAAUUUAUCUUUGUAAGCUAACUCUAUUAAUCAGGUUUCUAACCUCUACAACCUACUUCAGUUAAAAUUACUUAAACCAACAAUAAAAAAAAAAACGAAAAAAGAAAACACUGCAGUCACCAAGAAUGGAAAAUGUGAUUUAUACUAUAAAGAACUUUUACUAACUUUACACUGUACCACAGAUAAAUGUGAUUUUGAUAUUAAUUUCACACAAUGACAAGUAUGGUACAUAAAUCUUAUUAAGAAUAUUGAAAUAAAAUAUUUUAAUUCUAAAUUAUAAGAAAAUACAAAUUUGCACAUAUUAAUAUAGAAAUUCAUUUUGUGUAUAUUUAACAUACCUUUAAAACUAUUUUACAUUUACCAGCUACUUCAUUAAAGUUAUUUAAACC